Lathyrus sativus (Indian pea) is the source of this 462-nucleotide messenger RNA. NCBI's taxonomy places the organism in Eukaryota, Viridiplantae, Streptophyta, Magnoliopsida, Fabales, Fabaceae. The record is from the annotation of a GenBank genome assembly.
AUGCAGGAUGAUAAUAAAAGCAAGCAGGGUCUUGCAGAGAUUUAUGAGCAAGAAUGUGUUCAGAAGAUUGACCCCACUUUUGCUCCAUUGUUAGCUAGAGAUAAACUAAAAAAUGAGGCUAGCAUCCUGUUUAAGAAGAUCUGUUUGAAAUUGGACGCCCUUUCUCAUUUCAACUUUGCUCCAAAACCGAUUAUAGAGUACAUGUGCUUUCAAAUAAAUGUACCUGCUCUGGCAAUGGAAGAAAUUGCUCCUGUGGCUGUUUUAGAUGCUGCUAUGCUGGCCCCUGGUAAGGGUGAUGUUAAAGAAGAAGCAGAACUUACACAGGCAAAAAGGAAAAGGAGGAGAGCUAAUAAGAAAAGACAAUUUAAAGUAUUUUCUUCCAACCACACAGGCUGGAUCUUUUCAAAGGCAAAGUCAGAAAAGAAGCCAGACAAUGCAAUUUCUGGACAAGUUAACGGCUAA